AUGGCUAGAACCAAGCAAACCGCAAGAAAGUCUACUGGUGGAAAGGCCCCAAGAAAGCAACUUGCUUCUAAGGCUGCCAGAAAGUCUGCCCCAGCUACUGGCGGUGUCAAGAAGCCACACAGAUAUAAGCCAGGUACUGUUGCCCUGAGAGAAAUCAGAAGAUUCCAGAAAUCUACUGAAUUGCUUAUCAGAAAAUUGCCAUUCCAAAGAUUGGUCAGAGAAAUUGCACAGGAUUUCAAGACUGACUUGAGAUUCCAGUCCUCUGCUAUAGGUGCUCUGCAGGAGUCUGUUGAGGCUUACCUUGUUUCUCUCUUCGAGGACACUAACUUAUGUGCUAUUCACGCUAAGAGAGUCACCAUCCAAAAGAAGGAUAUUCAACUUGCUAGAAGAUUGAGAGGUGAGAGAUCGUAA
Molecule: messenger RNA, 411 nt
Organism: Ogataea haglerorum
Lineage: Eukaryota; Fungi; Ascomycota; Pichiomycetes; Pichiales; Pichiaceae
Exons: 1
Coding region: 1-411 (136 amino acids)
Biological process (GO): rRNA transcription
Cellular component (GO): nucleosome
Molecular function (GO): structural constituent of chromatin; protein heterodimerization activity; DNA binding
Source: RefSeq, a predicted model, not a curated record